AUAUUACUGAUUUACGUGCAUGACGUGUGGUCCAUGUUGGUGAGAAUGCGGAGGCGGCUGUAGGCGACCCGUGUGGUGUUAUACCUGAAUGGGCUAGGUCAGCCUUUGUGUUUGAAGGAGGGCGACUUGGAUAGUGACCGGAGUUGGUUUAGACGUGGAGCGCUUACCCAUCUACUGUAUCCUUGCUACCCAGUCACAGUCGACAGCCCAAACAAAUAUUUUCCCCGGUUAUUUGUGUUCCUAUAACACUGUUAACCGUAUGCGCAAGCUCAGAAAAAAUAACGGAUGUCCCUGAGAUGCUACCGAGUCCCCGAUAUAGUACACCCGCGACUGGAGCACCAUUCGAGACUUGGAAGAGGAGGACCAGGAGACCCGCCCUCGUAGGGAACCGGAUCGUCAAUCCGUGGUUACCACCCCGACGCGUCUGGGAUUUGUACAGCAACCGGGUAGUCCCAUGGUGGAUCACGGACGUUGAUGGGAAACUCCGCUGGCCUCAGCCGAUAUCGCAUGCAUGGGUGGACGAGAAGGAUCGCGCCGACAGGUGGGUGGACCAGGGGAGGAUGUGCGUGCGGAGGAGUGGAAGCUGGACGUGCCCAUGAUUGGGGCGGUGUAUCGGCCGUGCCAAAGUCGUAGUUGCGUGAGGCAGUCUGAGAGGAGAGAGGGGAGGGAU
Desarmillaria tabescens is the source of this 670-nucleotide messenger RNA. RefSeq lists its product as uncharacterized. The transcript has a single exon. Lineage: Eukaryota; Fungi; Basidiomycota; Agaricomycetes; Agaricales; Physalacriaceae. The coding region runs from base 297 to 599 and encodes 100 amino acids. The record is from RefSeq and is a predicted model, not a curated record.